Bipolaris oryzae ATCC 44560 is the source of this 459-nucleotide messenger RNA. RefSeq lists its product as uncharacterized. The record is from RefSeq and is a predicted model, not a curated record. The coding region runs from base 1 to 459 and encodes 152 amino acids. The transcript has a single exon. Lineage: Eukaryota; Fungi; Ascomycota; Dothideomycetes; Pleosporales; Pleosporaceae.
AUGGACCACUAUCCCACCGUCAGUGUCAACGAACGCGAAACUCCUUCUUCGAGAAUAUCAUCACGCCACGACUCUGUCUCCUCUGUCGGCAAGACCUCAACUAGGAGUAAACGCUCCUCAACCAUGCAAACAACAAGCUCCGCUGAGCGCCAGUCCUACUCAUAUCAUUCCUUCCCGUCUCCAUCGACACACUCGCCAGUCUCCAACUCGUCCCGGUCCAGCUCUAGCACUUCCAGUCACUCAAACUUCCAACGCAUCGAGGAAGAGUAUGCGCGGUAUACAAAUGCGCCACCCCCAUAUAGCGAAAAGCAGUAUGAGGGGAAGACCGAUGAGGAGAAAACCAGUAUGCGAAUGAAGGAUUAUACUAAGGAGCUCUCGAGGAUAAUGACACGACAACUGGUUAGGGGGCUGAAGAUUAGUGAGAGGGAGAAGGUGAAUAGGGAUGGCAAGAAGAAUUAA